CAAAAAGGAAAUCAAAAUAAUUAAUGCUAGUCGACUUAGUAACAGUUGGACUCCACUUUCCAUAGUCUUUUCCCAUCAUCUGUCCCAUCUGUUCCCUUGGUAGCCGUUUCAUAUCCUCAUUACCUGCUACCCUCUACAUUUCCUUCUUCACUUUGUAUUCUUCAAUCUGGUUCUCUGCUCCACCGUCCUUCUUAAAAAUCGUCUCUCCCUCGUACCAGGGAAUCCCCCAUAACUGUCACAGAGGGGAGCUCCAUUUUACUCCCUAAUUUAACCGUCUGUAAACUCAAAAGGGCUUCAGUAACAAAUGAAGAGUAAACAUUCUGGUGUAAAACCGUCUUCGUCGCCAUGAGUCGUCCGCCCCUGCCCCAGACCAGCAAGCCGGAUGCCGACUUAAAAUUCCUGCUAUCAAAGGCUGCGUCGAACUGAAUCGUCACUCUAGUUCCUCCCUCUUGCUACCUGUAACUGCUGCUCGGUUUUAAGGUACUUGUUUUCAUCCUCAACCCUUCGAGUUCAGCUAUGUAGUUUUAAACUUUGAGAGAUAACUCCCUCCCUGUUUCUGUUUUCUGUUCAUGUAUGAAUUUAUUCCUUGAGUUCCAAAUAAACCGCAUGCCACAACAUAAAAUCUUACACUGCCCAGAGGUACUCAUUCUGAAAACCCAGGACAAUACCUAAAGAUGUGGGUGAUGUCUUCUUCCCCCCUUCCACAGCGAGGACAUGCCGCAUCAUUACUCACCCGUUUAUGUUUUAAAUUAGCUAGAGUAGGGAUAUAGUUCCAAAAUAUUCUCCAUAUUGUAAUUGCUAUCUUGGCAGGUAGUUGUAAAUUCCAUAGCUUACCAUAGAAAUCCUUUAGAUUGGUCUGUAUUAAAUAAAAGUUAGGAUCCCGGAACCCGACAAUCAUCCCAUACAGAUAUUCUGGUUCCUCGUCCGACUCUCCAACACAACCCGUCCUGCAGCAAUCGCUUAGCAGCCCAGACACUCUUCCAGGUAAGUGAAGGCGAAGGGAACUAACCAGAAAACAAUCGUGUAGGUGCAGAAACAAUAUUGAAUGACGUAUCUGCCUCCUAUCAGCCAAACAAACAAGAGAGCAAAACAAAAAAAAACCUAAAAAUGUGCCAGAGCGGCAGAAUUCUCGCGUGCUAGGGUAGUAGACCUUAAAUAAUAAAUGGUUGAAAAAAAAUUUGAUAUUACAUAUGUUAUAAUAUAUAUUUGUUGUAUAAAAUUUAAAAAAUAAUAGAACUUGACAAAUAUAACUAUUCCGUCAAAAAAAAGUUUUAACAAGUCUAAAAUUUCAAAUUUUGAAAAAUUACAUAAACUAAAAAUUUAAAGCUAAAGUAUAGGGACUACAUUAGUAAUUUAUGGAUAAUAUAGAGGCUAAUAAUAAAGUUUAACCGCUUAAAGGCUAAGUAGACGAAGCAAUAAGGCCUUUAAAAUGUCAUCAAGACAGACUAUAUGGGAAAGUGAAAGACAUUAAUUGUGAAUAGUCAAAGAAGGAGCGUCGCUCGUUAGAGACCCCCUGAUUCUUCCACUCGAAGUUGUGCUUGCAGAUAGAAUCUUCUACCUCCACAUUAUCUCAUAAUGGAAGGGUAUAGGGACCUUAAUCCUAGGGAUGUUAAUGGACAAGUAACGAAGGUCACAUGGAGGAUUGAGAACUUCUCCAGAAUUAAAGACAAAAAGCUCUGCUCUGAAAUUUUCACUGUUGAUGGCAACAAAUGGCGACUUAUUAUCUACCCAAGGGGGACCAAGGGGAAAAAUGUGGGUUUUUGGUCUAUUUUUUUCGCUGUUGCAGAUUCAGCAACUUUGCCUUCCGGAUGGAGUAGAUAUGCCCAUUUCGGAUUAGCAGUCAUCGACCAAUUCCAUCGUGAAAAUUCGAAAACACUAGUCAUUAUGAAAGAUUUCACGUGUAGUGUUACUAGUUGGGGCUUCCUUUCAUUCUUACCUUUUUGUGAAUUACACAACCCAACAAGAGGCUAUCUCGUCAAUGAUACAUGCUUAGUUGAAGCCUACGUUUUCACUGAUAGGAAAAUUGGUUUUAUAUCACAUGAAUUAAUAGUCAAAACUGAUGCGGAUAAACUUAAGACUAAGGAAGCCGAUUGUGUUAAGGCAGCCAUGGACAACCAGAAAACUACAUCAACCAAACCAGUUGAAAUCACUAAUCCUUCACCAACUUCACCUUCUUGCCAGAUUAUGGCUACUGAACCUGAGGAGCCUACUGAGGAAGAUAUGAACACAUUCUUCACUAGCUUAGAGUCUAAGCUUUGGAGCUCCAACACUAUUUUUUCUCGAGAAGAAGCAAAGGAAGCACUGGCUAAAGUAGAAAAAGGAUUGAAUAUGGCCCCGGUUAAUUUUUACGAGGCAUGGAAGCUUUCUCCACUUAAGCAUGCAUUCAAUAUACUAGCUAGUUUUGAUUGUUCCUCUACCACCCUUACAUUGAGCAAAAAAAAGAGUUGUUGGGCAUGGAGGAGAGCUUGAAAGAACUAGCUGACCGAGCAGCAAAAGCAUUGCAGGACAAGAAUUGCCUUACUGAGAAGGAAUCUAUUAAGUUGACGAUUACACAUAAAUUGGAUUGUAAUCUAAUCAGAUAUAAGGAGGUUGAAUCUGAGGUUGUUGUCCUCCAUGUACAAGUUGAAGAAGCACAAAAGAAAAGGGAGAACAUGUUGGCUGAACGGAAGGAGAUAUUUAAAAGCUCCAAGAAAAUGAAAAUGGAGUUGGAAGCAUUGGAAAAACAUUGGGCUGAGUAUGAGGUCAAAACCAAGGUUGCUGAGGAGGAAGAGAAUAUUGUUGAGGCUGAAUGGGGAAGAAUCAAAGACUUCAUCUCUUCCAUUAAAGGAAAGAUUUAGAAACUUUGGAUGAAACUUUGUAGUAAUGGUGUUUUGUGCAAGACUUAAUAUUAUAUGCAUCAUUUUCUCUCCUUUCCCCUUUUUCUUAUUUAAACUGAAUGGAGGAUAUAUAAAUAUACAAUUUCCAGAA
Messenger RNA from Gossypium arboreum, 2967 nucleotides. Its product is annotated as ubiquitin C-terminal hydrolase 12-like. NCBI's taxonomy places the organism in Eukaryota, Viridiplantae, Streptophyta, Magnoliopsida, Malvales, Malvaceae. The coding region runs from base 1576 to 2469 and encodes 297 amino acids. The record is from RefSeq and is a predicted model, not a curated record. The transcript is spliced from 8 exons. Gene Ontology annotation, molecular function: protein binding.